ACAUAUAAGAAAUUUUGCGAUUGAGUUUGAUUGUCGCUAGAGAAGCAAUCUUUCGGCUUUUGGCGUUCAAGGCCAGCACAACAUGGUCUCCACACUUACAGUCUCUCCCGCCAGACCCAUAACUGCCAUAACUACCAUUUCCCAGUUCCCAGAAAAACCCAAAACCCUAAUUCUACAACAAUGCAAAACGACCAAAGACCUCAACCAAAUCCAUGCCCACCUCAUCAAAACACGCCUCGUCCUCAACCCAGCCAUUGCCGAGAACCUCCUCGAAUCUGCUGCCAUACUUCUCCCCAACGCCAUGGACUAUGCGCGCUCGAUUUUCCGAGAAAUGGACGAACCUGAUUCGUCGGCUUACAACAUCGUGAUUAGGGGUCUCAUAUAUAAGCAAUCUCCUCAUAAUGCUGUACUUUUGUUCAAGAAAAUGCUCGAAAGCUCGGUAGAACCCAAUGAAUUUACUUUUCCUAGCAUCUUGAAGGCUUGCUCUAGACUAAGAGCGUUAUGUGAAAGUGAACAGGUUCAUGCCCACAUUGUGAAACGUGGGUUUGGGUCAAGUGGGUUUGUUGAGAACACUUUGAUUCACGUGUAUGCCAAUUGCGGUAGAGUUGAAGUUGGUCGUCGGGUGUUCGAUGGAAUGUCGGAGAGGGAUGUUGUUGCGUGGAAUUCGAUGAUUGCUGGGUACACAAAGAGCGAGUGUUGGGAGGAGGUUGUGAAGUUAUUUUGUAGAAUGAGAGAAUUGGGAGUUGGGUUUGAUGAGGUUACAAUGAUUAGUGUUUUGACGGCAUGUGGGAGGUUGGCUGAUUUGGAAUUGGGGGAGUGGAUUCAUGAGCAUAUAGAGGCAAAUGGAUUAAAGAAAAACCUUCUUUUGAUGACUUCUCUUGUUGAUAUGUAUGCGAAAUGUGGUGAGGUGGAUACUGCACGAAGACUGUUUGAUCAGAUGGAUCAAAGAGAUGUCGUGGCAUGGAGUGCCAUGAUUUCUGGUUAUAGUCAAGCAAAUCGAUGUAGAGAGGCUCUUGAUCUGUUUCAUGAAAUGCAAAAGGCCAAUGUGGAGGCCAAUGAGGUCACCAUGGUCAGUGUGCUUUAUGCUUGUGCUGUCCUUGGAGCUUUAGAAACUGGUAAAUGGGUCCAUUUUUAUAUAAAGAAGAAAAAAAUGAAGCUCACUGUUACUCUUGGAACUGCACUGAUAGAUUUCUACGCAAAGUGUGGGUCUCUAGACAGUUCUAUUGAAGUUUUUAAUAAAAUGACUUCAAAAAACGUCCACACUUGGACAGCACUGAUUCAAAGUCUAGCUAGUAAUGGACAGGGGGAAAGGGCUCUGGAUUUCUUCUAUUUGAUGCGGGAAAAGAAUAUUGAGCCAAAUGAUGUAACCUUCCUUGUCGCUCUUGUUGCUUGUAGUCAUGCAGGUAUGGUUGAUGAGGGUCGAAGUCUUUUCGUCAGUAUGAGUAAAGAUUUUGGUAUUGAACCAAGAAUUGAGCACUAUGGUUGUAUGGUUGAUAUUCUUGGUCGAAUGGGGUCAAUUGAAGAGGCAUAUCAGUUUAUAAAGAACAUGCCCAUCCAACCCAAUGCCGUUGUUUGGAGAACACUGUUGGCUUCAUGCAAGGUUCACAAAAAUGUUGAAAUUGGGGAAGAAUCAUUUAGAUGCAUAACCAGUUUGGAGCCUGCUCAUAGUGGGGAUUACAUACUUCUAUCAAAUAUUUAUGCAUCGGUUGGUAGACGCGAGGAUGCGCUGAGGGUGAGGUGUCAGAUGCGGGAGAAGGGAAUUAAAAAGCCACCAGGUGGUAGCUUGAUCGAGUUGGAUGGAGUAGUUCAUGAAUUCUUCUCGGAAGAUGACGGGCAUGCUCACUUAAAGGAGAUAUAUAGUGCAAUAGAAGACAUGAUAAAACGGAUCAAGUCCGCCGGCUAUGUGCCCAACCCAGCAGAUGCAAGACUGGAUGCUGAGGAAGAUGAUACGGAAGCUUCAGUCUCUCACCAUAGCGAGAAGUUGGCCAUUGUCUUUGGUCUUAUCAGAACAACUCCUGGAACUACAAUCAGAAUAUCGAAGAACCUUAGAGUGUGUACAGACUGCCACAAUGCCACAAAGGUAAUCUCAAAGGUAUAUAAUAGAGAAAUUGUUGUUAGGGAUCGGAAUCGCUUCCAUCAUUUCAAAGAGGGAUCAUGUUCCUGCAAUGACUACUGGUAAACCAUAUGAUCUGCAUGCAUUGUCAGACUAUAAAAGGAUUUCCCCUGUUGUAGUACCAAGAGGAUACUUAGAUGCAUUCUUUAACCCUAUGGUGGCUGGCCUUAAGAGAUUUUGUACCAAGAGAGCAAUAUGAUCU
Messenger RNA from Corylus avellana, 2315 nucleotides. Its product is annotated as pentatricopeptide repeat-containing protein At2g29760, chloroplastic. Gene Ontology annotation, molecular function: zinc ion binding; protein binding; RNA binding. The record is from RefSeq and is a predicted model, not a curated record. NCBI's taxonomy places the organism in Eukaryota, Viridiplantae, Streptophyta, Magnoliopsida, Fagales, Betulaceae. Gene Ontology annotation, biological process: RNA modification.